CCCUCCCAUAGUAGGCAGCUUCACACGGCGUGCGAGACUUGCUCAUUUCGAGAAAGAGGCCCGACGAACGUCGGCGACACGCGACAUGGCGCUGCCGUCGACGCGCGAGAUCGAGCUGGAGACGUUGCUGAGAAAGAGGGACGCGCAGGUGCUCGAACUCACAGAUGAAGUUACUAGGCUCAGGCAGUAUCUAUCUACACAACCCGCCCCUUCGACGACGGAGCCGAUAUCUCUGCCGCCCGCGCUGGUGUCGGUCUUGGUGCCACACAUUACGCGCGCGCAGGGGAUCCCGAGUGGCAAGCCUACGACAGGGAACCACAGUGGGAACACGGGCUCGACUACCACAGGAAACACGGCGCUAACUGCGCUCACGCAGCGCGCGAAGCUGCUUCAGGAUGAGAAUGAUGAACUAUACGAGCUGCUGAGGAAGAGCGAGACCGGGAAGUUGAAGGAGGAGGUGAAGGGCCUGAGGAGAGUGGUGAACAGACUCGAAAGCGCCCUCAGAGAGUCCCAUAAUGUCAUCAAUAACCUCAGUACCGAGCUUGAAAAGUCCCAUGAAGCAUUCGCCGCCACUCUCAACUCUUAUCACCCGCACUCGGGCCCCAGACCCUCGCCCAUCUCUGCCAACCCAUCUAGCAAUGGGACGGGCACAGGUGGCGUCGCCAAGCCCCCACCGACCGGCCCCAGAGCCUACAAGAAACCGCGGCUGUCCGUCUCCGACAGCCAGGACCCUGGCAGACCGAGUCUGUCCCCGGCGAGAUCCACGCUUUCCACGUCCGUGCCGCCGCAGCCGCCCAUCUCCAGGCAACUGGGAAUGCACUCGUCCGGUGUGAACGCGAUUCCGCUGAAGCGGAGGAAGGAGGAUUCGAGAGACCGGGAUGCGAAAGAUGAGGAGUAUGACCGGCAGCGGUCUGCGCCGCUGUCGAAGGCGCAGUAUGCUGGGCCUAAAAGGGAAGAGGAGGACGAUGUGAGGAAGCGCCCUCGGGUCGGAGACGAUAGAGGCGACAGGGACAGAGACAGGACGAGGAUCAGGGACCGAGAGCGGGACUGGAGCAGAGAUCAAGACCGGGAGCGGGAGCGAGAUAAAGACGGCAGGGACAGAGACCGGGACAGAGAUCGCGACCGAGAGCGCGACAGGGACAGGGACAGGGACCGCCGACGGAACGGCUCUAGUGCCCCUGGCGCUGGCCGCAGACCGCCACCAAGACGCGAAAACGGGAACUCGAGCUCGCACAGUGGCGAUCGGACGUUGGCCCAACGCAUGGGCCUUUGAAGAUGAUGUUUCGCAUUUUCGCUUACUUUCCUUACUGUCUGUCUGGCUAUGGACACUUGUGGCGAUGACCCGUUCGGCGCGGUCGACCAUACACUAACCGGAUGUCUAUUCUCUGUUCGUCAUAGGGCAUGAUGGGCAUAUUGCAUAUCAACCACGGAGGGCCCUUAGUGUAUCCGGUUGUACUAAUAUUUGAUGACGUCCCCCUUUCUCUUCGAGUUCCUCCCGGUUUCACUUGGUCUCUGCUGCUGUCGUACUGCUCUGCGAAAAUGUAUCUAUUUACCGCUUGGUGUGUUGUAUCGUGUCCCCCCGGGUUAAUCUAUUAUCGUCGCGCGACGCAAGUAUCGCCAGGUGCCGAGUGUAGUC
Gloeophyllum trabeum ATCC 11539 is the source of this 1636-nucleotide messenger RNA. RefSeq lists its product as uncharacterized. Gene Ontology annotation, cellular component: nucleus; mRNA cleavage and polyadenylation specificity factor complex. The coding region runs from base 86 to 1273 and encodes 395 amino acids. Lineage: Eukaryota; Fungi; Basidiomycota; Agaricomycetes; Gloeophyllales; Gloeophyllaceae. The record is from RefSeq and is a predicted model, not a curated record. Gene Ontology annotation, biological process: regulation of alternative mRNA splicing, via spliceosome. Gene Ontology annotation, molecular function: RNA binding. The transcript is spliced from 5 exons.